CUUCUGCUAUUCGUCAGGUUCAACAUCUAGAAUUUUCUCUAGAAUUCUCUCCUUCCGAAUACCAUCUUCUUAUCAUUUGUCUCUCCACAUUCGGGUAGUUCUUGUAUGGCAGUGAGUUUGCUAGGCCAUGAAGUGUCUGAUCUUUGCCUUGGGAAGCCAGCGCUGAGGUCUUUGCCCGUGUCCGCCACCGUCGCCGACGCGUUGGCCGCUUUGAAGAGGUCCGGCGACGCCUACCUCAGCGUAUGGAGUUGUGAUCACACCUCCAAGAUCAACAAGUCCCAUCUCGAGGAUUGUAGGUGUAUUGGCAAGAUUUGCAUGGUGGAUGUUGUUUGCUUUUUGUGCAGAGAAGACAACCUCUCUUGUCCUUCUGAUGCGCUGCAGUCUCCUCUUUCUCUUCUUCUUCCUAAGGUCCCUGGACUCGUUAGGCAUUUGAAGCCAAACUCAAGGUUACUGGAGGCCAUUGAUUUGAUGCUGGAAGGUGCACAGAACAUUGUAAUACCAAUUCAAAGUCGCACCAACCCAAGGAAAAAGCUUGUCCCCAAACCCUCAUUCAAUUCGACUCUCCACAACGGCGUCGAAUUCUGCUGGCUUACCCAAGAAGACGUAGUUCGCUUCCUCCUCAACUCCAUCGGCAGCUUCUCUCCACUCCCGGGCUUGACCAUCGAGUCCCUUAAUAUCAUCGACACAGAAAACAUCCCGUCCGUCUACUACCAUGAUCCGGCCUCCUCUGCAUUGACCGCCAUCUCUCAAUCCCUCAUCAACCAAACCUCCGUCGCGGUCCUCGACCAAGAGAACAAACUAGUCGGCGAAAUCUCGCCGUUCACUCUUGCUUGCUGCGACGAGACUGUCGCGGCGGCGAUCGCCACCCUCUCGGCCGGCGAUCUAAUGGCGUACAUAGACUGCGGUGGCCCGCCAGAGGACCUAGUCCAGUUGGUGAAGGCAAGGCUGGAAGAGAGGAAGUUAGGGGCAUUUUUAGAUCUAAUGGACGAGGAAUUUUCAUAUUCUUCUUCUUCAUCUUCUGAUGAAGAAUUCGGUUUUGGUAGGCGUGGCGGGUCGGGUAAAUAUUCAGCAAGAAUGGCGAGGAGGUCUGAGGCGAUAGUAUGUUAUCCAUGGAGCUCAUUGAUGGCAGUGAUGAUUCAAGCACUUGCGCAUCGUGUGAGUUAUGUUUGGGUGAUUGAGGAGGACUGGAGUUUGGCCGGAAUCGUGACAUUUUCCGGCAUUUUUAAAGUUUUCCGACAACAUCUCCGGACUCAGGCGUAGGACUAGAGACGAUAGCAUCACACAAAGACACUUCCCAACAAGCUAUCACCAGCAAGGACAAAAAACAUUAAUAAUAACAUUUGUUGUUUUGUGUGUGUGUAAUAUUUAAGAUAAUGCAGAGCUAAAUUGAGUUAA
Molecule: messenger RNA, 1395 nt
Organism: Vitis vinifera (wine grape)
Lineage: Eukaryota; Viridiplantae; Streptophyta; Magnoliopsida; Vitales; Vitaceae
Product: CBS domain-containing protein CBSX5
Exons: 2
Coding region: 106-1260 (384 amino acids)
Source: RefSeq, a predicted model, not a curated record